Penicillium manginii is the source of this 1638-nucleotide messenger RNA. RefSeq lists its product as uncharacterized. Lineage: Eukaryota; Fungi; Ascomycota; Eurotiomycetes; Eurotiales; Aspergillaceae. The transcript has 5 exons. Gene Ontology annotation, cellular component: piccolo histone acetyltransferase complex. The record is from RefSeq and is a predicted model, not a curated record. Gene Ontology annotation, biological process: regulation of transcription by RNA polymerase II. Bases 1 to 1638 code for a protein of 545 amino acids.
AUGACUCGGUACGGGGGCCUGGGCCGGACGCGCCCUAAAAAGCUCACUGCUAAGGCGUCCAUACCCAUCGUUCGCGAAGAUGAGAUCGAUGUAAUCGACGACGAACUCCAGUCUACACUCCAACAGAUCGAAACCGGCGUGGAAAAGGCCGAAGAGUCCGAAUUCCACUUACAAGUCGCGAUCAAUGCCACUGCCAAAGGCAAUGUUAAUGCCGCGCAUAUCCCAACCCCUGAAACUAUCCUCAGUAACCUCCAAUAUGACGAAUUGUAUCCUCCAAUCUUCUCGCAGCCUUCGACAUAUAUCAGGUUCUCCUCCACGGUGGAGGACUGCUGUGGCUGUCCUUAUAACAUGAACACAGAGGACGAUGUCUUUCUCAAGAUCUUCAAUCAGAAGAACCCGGAUGCCCGGUGUUCAGAAGAUGAGUUUGAAGCUACAAUGAACUUCUUUGAGGAGACUGCCGAAGCCAAACAGCCAUUCGCGGCCGUGGAUAGCCCGCCCGUUCUGGCAUUUGCGGACAUGGAAGAUUCCAUGGAUGCUGCAGUGGAAGAGUGCGUGAAGCGCUUUGCGAAAGACAUCUAUGAGCAUUGGAAGUCACAACGAAUCGCAGCCGGAAAUCGUUCGCUUGAGCCACGCUUGAAGUUUGAGACUGGCCAGGAUACUGAUGACAGCGAUCCGUAUGUCUGCUUCCGUCGUCGUGAGGUUCGUCAGAUCCGCAAAACGCGUGGUCGGGAUGCCCAGAGCGCGGAGAAGUUGCGGAGGCUUCGCAAGGAGCUUGAAGAUGCGCGGCAAUUGGUUGCCUUGGUGCGUCAACGUGAGGUUGCUCGGAAAGAAGUGCUUUCCAUGGAACGAACCCUGUUCGCACAGCGCUCUGAGGUUAGGGAUAUGAAGCGCAAGCUCAACAUCAAGGACGAUGAUGAGGACCUCAUUAACCAAAAGCCCAAGAAAAAGCAACCCGAGAUGGCAUCUCGACAACCCACUGCUCCCCAAAUACGCAUGCCCCUCAAGGCAGGAUUGCAAGGGGCAGAAGAUCUUCAAUUAUUGGAAGAUCACCAGGCGGAGAAGGAGAACGAGAUUAUGCGCGAUAUCAAGCAGAAUAUCGCAAAGCACAUCAAGUGGAACGAGGGCUUUGUAGACCACACCCGUGCGCCGCUGUCACCAUCCCCAGAAAGGACAUUCGACAAUGCGGCUUUCCGUCCGGCCUUUACUGCACAAUUGCCCACUCCGCCAUCCUCAGAGGCAUCGGCUGAUGCAAUGGACACGGCACUGGACGUCACCAGCCCCCUCUCCGGCGGGGGGAUAAACUUGCCUCGAGGGCCAUGGAGCUGCAUGAAGAACCGUCUCGUAUACCGUCAUUCCGGAGACGAGUUGGUCGUGGCGGAAGAAGACUCCGAUGAAGAGUCCUCGUAUGAAACGGAUGGUUAUAGCAUUCAGAUCAUGCAACACCGGGCCAUCACCAUGGCCAAGGCGCGGGAACAGGCCGCAGUAGCUGCUCAUGCGCAGGCGCAGGCGCAAGCACAAGCAGCAGCUCAGGCCCAAGCCCAACGACGAUUGCAAGCCGAUCAAGCCGGCAAUGCCCCAGGGCCGAAUGGAGCUCCACCAGCUCCGCCAGCUAUGGUCGCUGCACCAUCGGAGGCUUGA